Molecule: messenger RNA, 2786 nt
Organism: Drosophila takahashii
Lineage: Eukaryota; Metazoa; Arthropoda; Insecta; Diptera; Drosophilidae
Gene: cysu
Product: Curly Su
Biological process (GO): response to oxidative stress
Molecular function (GO): peroxidase activity; heme binding
Source: RefSeq, a predicted model, not a curated record
UUUAAGUAUUCGCUAACCAAAUACAAGCAAAGGCCUGCCCAUAUACCACCUUAUACUCAACGCAUUUAUAGAAGUCAUUAACAACGACGGCCAACGGCCAAGUGGCAACGUGCAACGUCAACAAAAUGAUCUUAAGAAUACUUCUACUGUCCCUGGUGGCGGCGGCGCAGGCGCAGUACCAUCAGUUUGGCGAGCAGCUCCAGACGGCCCACGGAUCCGAUUGUGCACUUCUGCUGGCCGGACCCGGUCGCUCCUCCGUCUACGACUACAACGUGAAUCUAUUCCGCGGCACUUUGAACCCUUACAACAAUGGACCCGGAACUUGCAUCACUUACGAUGCCAUCAAUGCGGCCUACUUGGAUGCACGCAAGCGUAUUCAUGUGGCUCAGCCAAAGUCUGACUGGAAGCCCGAGGAAUUGGCCACCGUGGGCGAACUGCUGCUCGACAUUUCCAUUCAAUUGGCCCGAACAUAUGGCUUAUCGUAUGAAGAAAUCGAGAAGGGACUGCCCACGAUCGAUACCUCGAAGACCCUGAUCCGUGAGGUGUGUCCACCGUUCUUUGCCGGAGUUGAGUGUCGCCCGGGAAAGUACCGGCGAUUCGAUGGUCUCUGCAACAACAUCGAGCAUCCCACCUGGGGGGCAGCAAAUGCUCCAUUCCAGCGCCUGAUUGGCCCACUAUAUUCGGACGGAAUCAACGCUCCCAGGAUCUCGGUGACUGGACGGGAUCUGCCCUUCUCCCGAGUGGUUUCACGCACCAUGCAUCCCGACGAUGGCUUCCACGAUCAUGCGGGCACUGUGAUGGUCAUCGCCUGGGGUCAGUUCAUGGAUCACGACUUUACGCUCACGGGAACGCCACUGGAUCCCAUUAACCGCAAUGACCCCGAGGAGUGCUGCAAGCGACCUUUGCAUCUGAAGCACCCGUACUGCAAUGAGAUCCGCAUUCCCGAUGAUGACUACUUCUACCGUCUGUUUAAUGUCAAGUGCAUUGAUUUCGUGCGCGGCUUCCCUUCACCUCGUCCGGGCUGCAAAUUAGGAUCCCGUCAGCAGUUCAACACCUUGACAGGUGUCAUCGAUGCCAAUACCGUUUAUGGCGUGAAGGAAGCCUUUGCCCGCAAGCUGAGAACUGGCUACGGUGGAUUGAUGCGCAUGAAUCCGGUGUUCCAGGAGUACGGGUUGAAGGAUCUGCUGCCCCUCAAGUUGGACAUUCCCGAUGAGGGCUGCACGCGACCCAAUAAAAGCAUGUACUGUUUCGAGGGCGGUGAGAUCCGUGUUAAUGAGCAACUGGUGCUCACCUGUAUGCACACCUUGAUGGCCCGCGAACACAAUCGACUGGCUACCGGAUUAUCGCAGAUCAACAAGCACUGGGACGAUGAGACCCUCUUCCAGGAAUCCAGACGCAUCAAUAUCGCCAUAGUUCAGCACGUCACCUUCAACGAAUUUCUGCCCAUUUUACUGGGCAAGGAAGUGAUGGAAAAGUUCGGUUUGGUUCUGCAGAAGGACGGCUACUGGGAUGGCUACGAUCCCACAGUAAAUCCCGGCAUCAUUGACUCCUUUGCCGGAGCAGCCUUCCGUUUUGGCCACUCCCUGCUGCCAACAGCCGUGGAGCGCUGGUCCAAGGCCCACAAAUUUAUUGCCUCCAAGCGUCUGUCGGAUCUGAUCAGGCGACCUUACGAUCUGUACCGCGCUGGAGUCCUGGAUGAGUACUUCAUGGGCCUGAUGAACCAGGUGGCCCAGGCCAUGGACGACUCGAUCACCCAGGAGGUCACCAAUCAUCUGUUCAAGAAGGAGGGCGCCCGGUUCGGAAUGGAUCUGGUGUCCUUUAAUAUGCAGCGCGGUCGGGAGUUUGGCAUUCCCGGCUACAUGGAGUUCAGGAAGUUCUGCGGUCUGCCCACCUCUAACACUUGGGACGAGAUGUACGGUUCCAUGCCCAAUGAGACGGUUCUGCGAUAUGGCAGCAUCUUUGAACACCCUGCUGAUAUCGAUCUUUGGUCUGGCGGCGUCUCUGAAAAAUCCCUGCCCGGUUCGAUGUUGGGACCGACUUUUGCCUGCGUUAUCGCCACCCAAAUGAGUUAUCUGCGCCGUGGAGAUCGUUUCUGGUAUGAGCUGCCCAACCAGCCCUCAUCAUUCACACCCGAGCAACUGCAGGAGAUCCGCAAGGCGAAGCUAUCCCGUUUGAUCUGCGACAACACCGACUUGAUUGAUACUGUACAGAUUUAUCCUAUGGUCUUGCCGGAUCAUGAAAUUAACCCCCGUGUGCCCUGCAAGAGCGGUAUUAUACCAUCAAUUGAUCUGACUAAGUGGGCGGACUUUGGCGGUCAUGGCGUAGACCCCUCUCUCUAUAACUACAUCAAUGAAAUACCCGACACGCUGCUGAACUUUAGGAAGUAACUGCCAUUUGUGUUUCCCACGUUUUGUUUAACAAUCUCGAUUCAUUUUUUGGACUCCAUAUCUUUAUCUUCAGUCCUCUAUAGUUCUACAUCCUUCCUCUUUUCACUGCUUAGUCUCUUUACUAGUCUUUGCUCACCAUCCGCAUUUCUAUAGCCAGUCAGUAGUUUUGACACUGCCAUUCUUCUUCAGAGCUCUUUCCAGCAUUUCCAUGCAUGAACCACACAUUCUCUGUAUAUAUUAUUAUUAAAUAGCAGAAAUAGAGCCUUUAAGUUAAAGCAUAUCGAAGCAAUCAGAAACAACGAUAAAGAAAACAUAAAUCAUUUUUAAAAUAUAUCUCGAUGUAAGUUUUUGUAUAUGCAAGUAUUUUUUAAAUAAAAUUUAAAAACAAUAUUUGUUCAA